Molecule: messenger RNA, 4414 nt
Organism: Menidia menidia (Atlantic silverside)
Lineage: Eukaryota; Metazoa; Chordata; Actinopteri; Atheriniformes; Atherinopsidae
Source: the annotation of a GenBank genome assembly
GUAGCUAUCAACAUAUGUUGAGAUCUGAAGUAGAAAAGAUCCCGACAAACAUCAUUUCCCAUGAAGCCCCGCGAAUAGCUUCUGGAGGGUGUCAUCAUCUAGACACCGGUGGCGUGGGUCUCUUGUCAAACUGGGGAUUGUCUCUGUCCUCUUCUCACUUUAACCGACGGAAAAGCAAAUAGCUGGGUAUUUUAGACAUAAUGACGGAACGGAAAGGAACGGCGAAGUUGGACUACUUGAGAAAGAUUGAAUUAGAAAUCCAGGAGAAAUGGGAGAAAGAGAGAGCCUUUGAGAUUGACGCUCCGACAACAGUAGGAGAAAGCACAAACAAGAGCAAAUACUUUGUCACCUUCCCGUAUCCUUACAUGAAUGGUCGUUUGCAUCUUGGACAUACGUUCAGCUUGUCAAAGUGUGAGUUUGGUGUUGGAUACCAGUCUUUGAAAGGGAAGAAAUGCCUCUUUCCGUUUGGGCUGCACUGCACAGGAAUGCCAAUCAAGGCCUGUGCAGACAAACUAAAGAGGGAGAUGGAGUUGUAUGGAAACCCCCCUCAGUUUCCAGAGGAGGAGGAAGAAGAAAAGGAGAAGCCCCAAGCAUCCGAUGAAAUCAUCAUCAAGGAUAAAGCGAAGGGCAAAAAGAGUAAAGCAGUGGCCAAAGCUGGAACCUCCUCUUUCCAAUGGGAUAUCAUGAGGUCGUUGGGCCUGAAUGACCAGGAGAUUGCCAAGUUUGCCAACGCUGAGCACUGGCUGGAGUACUUCCCUCCUCUGGCAAUCAAAGACCUGAAAUUGAUGGGUGUCAAGGUGGUGGACUGGAGGCGAUCUUUUAUCACCACUGACGUGAACCCAUUCUACGACUCCUUUGUCAGGUGGCAGUUUGUCACUCUGAAAGAGAGAAAAAAGAUCAAGUUUGGCAAAAGGUAUACAAUCUACUCUCCCAAAGAUGGACAGCCGUGCAUGGACCAUGACAGGCAAACUGGAGAGGGAGUUGGACCUCAGGAGUACACGCUCAUCAAGAUGAAGAUAGUAGAGCCUUAUACGGCAAAAUUCAAAUCCAAAGUCUUUUAUAGCAGCGGGAUGAAAGGGAAAAACAUCUUCCUCGUGGCCGCCACGCUGAGACCAGAAACCAUGUUCGGCCAGACCAACUGCUGGGUGAGACCCGACAUGAAGUACGUGGCCUUCGAAACAGCCAGCGGAGACGUCUUCAUCUGCAGCAGCAGGUCCGCCAGGAACAUGUCUUUCCAGGGCUUCACCAAGGAGAACGGAGUGGUGCCGGUGGUCAUGGAAAUACUGGGACAGGAUAUACUUGGCAGUGCCCUUAGUGCUCCUCUGACCUCGUACAAGAUCAUCUACGCUCUGCCAAUGCUCACCAUCAAGGAGGACAAAGGUACGGGUGUCGUUACCAGCGUGCCCUCUGAUGCCCCUGAUGAUAUCGCUGCUCUUCGGGACAUCAAGAAAAAACAGGCUCUACGGGAAAAGUAUGGAAUUGAAGACAAGAUGGUGCUGCCUUUUGAGCCGGUCCCUAUCAUAGAGAUCCCAGGCUAUGGGAACUUGUCUGCCCCUCUGGUGUGCGACGAGCUGAAGAUCCAGAGUCAGAAUGACAAAGAGAAGCUGGCCGAGGCCAAAGAGAAGGUUUACCUGAAGGGAUUUUAUGAGGGGAUCAUGCUGGUCAACGGCUACAAGGGGCAGAAGGUCCAGGAUGUGAAGAAGCCCAUCCAGAAGAUGAUGGUGGAGAAGGGUGAGGCCAUGAUGUACAUGGAGCCAGAAAAGCAGGUCAUGUCCCGCUCAGCCGAUGAGUGUGUGGUUGCUCUCUGUGACCAGUGGUAUUUGGACUAUGGAGAUGCUGAGUGGAAGCAGCAGGCCAAUGAAGUCCUCAAGACUUUAGAGACAUUUUGUGAGGAAACCAGGAGAAACUUUGAGGCAACUCUGGCCUGGCUGCAGGAACAUGCCUGCUCUCGUACCUACGGCCUCGGAACGCGGCUGCCUUGGGACGAGCAGUGGCUGAUUGAGUCGCUAUCGGACUCCACCAUCUACAUGGCGUACUACACCGUAGCACACCUCCUCCAGGGAGGCGUUCUCAACGGACAGGGAGACUCACCGCUGGGCAUAAAGCCGGAGCAGAUGACCAGAGAGGUGUGGGACUUCAUCUUCUUCAAGACAUCUCCGUUUCCCAAGACCCAGAUUCCUAAAGAGCACCUGCAAAAGUUGAGGAGGGAGUUUGAGUACUGGUACCCCGUGGACGUCCGCGUGUCCGGCAAAGAUUUGGUGCCCAACCACCUCUCCUACUACCUGUACAACCAUGUGGCCAUGUGGCCCAAAGACAGUGGGAAGUGGCCACAAGCAGUGAGAGCCAACGGACAUCUGCUCCUCAACUCUGAAAAGAUGUCCAAAUCGACAGGAAACUUCCUCACUCUCAGUCAAGCCAUUGACAAGUUCUCAGCCGAUGGUAUGCGUCUGGCUCUGGCUGAUGCCGGAGACACAGUGGAGGACGCCAACUUUGUGGAGACCAUGGCUGACGCCGGCAUCCUCCGCCUGUACACGUGGGUGGAUGAGAUGAAUGCAGGCAUCUUGAAGACGGAGCAGCACUAUGAGAGGAUGAUGUAUAAGGAGGCCCUCAAGACUGGCUUCUUCGAGUUUCAGGCCGCCAAAGAUAAGUACCGCGAGCUCGCCAUCGAAGGGAUGCACAGAGACCUCGUCUUCCAGUUCAUAGAGAGACAAACGCUUCUGCUGGCCCCCAUCUGCCCACACCUGUGUGAAUACACAUGGGGACUGCUUGGCAAGACGGGGUCUCUGAUGAAGGCAUCGUGGCCUGCGGCGGGGCCAGUGGACGAGAUUCUGAUCCGUUCCUCUCAGUACCUGAUGGAAACCGCACACGACCUCCGUUUGAGACUAAAGGCAUACAUGCUUCCCCCAAAAAGCAAGAAAGGUGACUCAAAGCCCCCCGCCAAGCCCUCCCACUGCACCAUCUACGUGGCCAAGAGCUACCCUCCCUGGCAGCACAGUGCCUUAUCCUUGCUGGGCAAGCACUACAAAAGUAACAACAAGGUCCUUCCAGACAACAAAGUGAUAGCGAGCGAGUUGGGAGCCCUUCCUGAGCUCAAGAAAUACAUGAAAAGAGUCAUGCCUUUUGUCGCCAUGAUCAAGGAGAACCUUGAGAAAAACGGGCCCAGGGUCCUGGAUCUGGAGCUGGAGUUUGAUGAGCGGGCCGUCCUCAUGGAGAACCUGGUGUACCUGACUAAUUCUCUGGAGUUGGAGCAGAUUGAUGUCUUAUUUGCAUCGGAGGCUGAUGACAAAGUGAAGGAGGACUGUUGCCCUGGGAAACCAUUCAGCAUUUUCAGAUCUGAGCCCGGAGUGAGCGUCUCUCUGGUCAACCCUCAGCCGUCCAACGGCCUGUUCUCCACUAAGGUCGACAUCAGACAGGGGGACAGCAAAGACAACAUCGUCCGCCGGCUAGCCAAAGUCAACCGGCUCAUUAAAGAUCUGUCCAGAGUGAAGCUGAUGAGGUAUGAGGACCCCGUACUAGGACCUCGCCGGGUGCCCAUUUUGGGGCAGGAGGAAAAAGGCAAACAGCCAAUCUCCAGCAAAUCUGUGUUCAACAUAAAUCUGGAGGAGAAGAGGAUCACGUUGUCCGACAACGGCCUGAGCGUCGACAUCGGGGACACCCUGGUUUAUCUGAUCCAUUAGGGGCCGCAUUCGCUCUCACACAGACACACAAGAGCCCGUUAUGUCACAGUUAAGCAGGAAACUCAGAGUAACAACACUGGCUGUUUUCUGCAAUCUUCAAAUGGACAUAUAAGAAUAAAGAAAGCAGAGGGACCUGGUAGAAAGCUCCAGACCUUUAUGGAACAUGCCGCACGUUUUCAUUUGGGUUUGACUUUCGGUUGUCACGCCGACACACAUCUGUACUUAAGGGCUUAUCAUAACGGAUUGCUGGUUCUGCAAAUGCUUUCUGCUUUACAUUGUAGUACAGUUGAAUAAGAGAAUAACUCCAAGCUAAUCUUAUCUUCAGGAGUUGGGUUAGAAACACCAGUAGCCAGUUGUUCAAGUCCCUCUAUUAUGUUCAAUCUUGCAGUUUUACUGUCUGGUCCAGUCCUUUCCUGAUUCAUACUAAAUUAGCCAUCCAACGAGUAAUCAAGCUUUAAAGCACAUCUUUUCUCAGAGGUAUCGGACAAAUACUUAGAACCAUCUCACAUUCGUCCGUUGGCCACUUUCUACUUUGUGAGAGUGCUUCUGCAGCCUUUUGAAUGAACGGUAUUUUCAUAGCAGCGGUAAUGUGUCUUUUGUGUCAUUUUCUACAUCGGGGGGAGGCCUGUUGUUCUGUGGCGUCCUGUCAGCCUAUCGGGCAGCUUUCCCUUUUGCCGUCUGUCAGUCAUGCUUGUCUGACCUUUUUCCAUAGAAAUAAAACUGAUGCAACAUUCAGC